Messenger RNA from Argiope bruennichi, 5013 nucleotides. Its product is annotated as spondin-1-like. The record is from RefSeq and is a predicted model, not a curated record. The transcript has 18 exons. Gene Ontology annotation, molecular function: serine-type endopeptidase inhibitor activity. NCBI's taxonomy places the organism in Eukaryota, Metazoa, Arthropoda, Arachnida, Araneae, Araneidae. Gene Ontology annotation, cellular component: extracellular matrix. Gene Ontology annotation, biological process: cell adhesion. Bases 220 to 2868 code for a protein of 882 amino acids.
UUCUUCGCGCAGACGAUUUCUACACGCUCAGAACUCUCGGAGGAUUCAUCGAGAGCGGUCCUUUAAAGCUCUCUCCAUUCUUCUUAGCAAACAUCGUUUGCACGUGGAGGAAAAUCGUUUGCAUUAAGAAUAUUUUUACUUUCGCAUUGUCUGCAUUCGAAAUUGUUUCAUUAGGAGAUUAUUUUUAAGCAUUUUUUUUAAAAAGUGGAUUUGACAGACAUGUAUCGUCUGUUGAUUAUAGGAUUGGCGAUUAUCGCAUGCUGUUGGGGCAUUGAAGAAUUAGAGACGGACCCUCGCUCGUUCCCUCAAUCUUUUCCCGGACGGUGCCGGCGAAUACCGCCUGGUGUUACGGCCCCUAAGCAACCUGGUGAUAACGGAUUCUUCAUAAAAAUUUCUGGGUAUCCGGAAAAGUAUGUUCCUGGCGAACUUUACACAGUAACUCUGCAGGGAUAUACGACGCAAUUUGCUGUGCAGAAGUUUAUCGGCUUCAUGUUGAUCGUGGAGCCAAAAGAGAUCAAAAAUGACAUAACAGCGAGACCAGAUGUAGGAUCUUUUCAGUUAUUUGGAGACGCCAUGUGCAAGUAUUCAGAGGAGUGUCCGAAUGCCAUAGUGCAUGCUUCUCUCAUUCCUAAGCAGGACAUCCAGGUGAUGUGGAAGGCGCCACCUGCUGGAACGGGAUGCGUCGUCUUCAAGGCCAUGGUUCAAGAGAACAGAGAACUUUGGUACAUGGACGAAGGUGGUCUUAUUCGAGAAUUGUGUGAGGAAGAACAGGAAAACCAAGACGAACAACCUGAGAUCAUCGAGGACUGCUGUGCCUGCGACGAAGCCAAAUACGAGCUCACCUUCGAAGGCUUAUGGUCCAGACACACCCAUCCCAAGGAUUUCCCAGGAAAUGAGUGGUUGACACACUUCUCGGAUAUUAUUGGAGCCUCCCAUACUGGCGAUUUCCGCAUGUGGGAAUAUGGAGGAUACGCCUCUGAAGGCGUCAAAGAAGUGGGUGAAAGAGGCAUUACCAAGAGGCUGGAGUCCGAACUGAAAACAGAUUCAAACAAGAUCCGCACCAUUAUCAAAGCCCGAGGUCUGUGGUACCCCAAUGUUCAAGGGAAGACUUUUGCUGUGUUCCGUGUUGACAAGUUCCACCACCUCAUGUCUCUCCUGUCCAUGUUAGGUCCCAGCCCUGACUGGAUAGUGGGUGUAAGUGCGCUUGAACUCUGCCUCAAAAACUGUUCCUGGGUCACCGAGAAGGUCAUGAAUCUCUACCCCUGGGACGCAGGGACGGACAGCGGAAUGACAUACAUUAGUCCAAAGAUGCCCACAGUUCCUCAGGAGAAGAUUAGGCGAAUCACUUCCUCCACACCAAACAAUCCUCAGUCCCCAUUCUACGACCCAUCCGGUCAACCGAUGAAACCUGUUGCCAGACUGACCGUAACUCGACAGAGGGUGUAUGAUAAGAACUGCGAGGACUACGAGGUAGCGGGCUUUUCCACCACCCCCUACAGCAGCGAAGACGAGCAGGAUGAGAGAAUGGAGUGUCGUGUAAGUGACUGGACGGACUUCCAGCCUUGCAGCGUAACCUGUGGCCAUGGCUUCAAAAUGAGAUCACGACAAUAUUUCAUGAAACAAAAAGCAGAAAUGGCAGGAUGCACAGUACAGUUAGUGGACAAGGAACCAUGUAAUGCACCUUGCGUUGGAGAUGUGAGUUGUCGAACUUCUGACUGGGGCGAAUGGUCCGAAUGCAGUGUCACCUGUGGCAAGGGUCUUCGCACGCGCAGUCGCAAGUACUUGGACAGCCGAGCUCGAAAGACAUGCGCCUUGGAACUGAUGGAGAAAGAAACAUGCAUGGGCAUGAAGCCCGUGUGCGAACCAGAUCACAGACCGCGUAGGAGGAAUGGUAGGCGAAAGUUCAAGGACGAUGUAAGACAGAACGAACAAGCAAUUCCAGAAACCACCAUUCAAUCAGCUGAUCCGAAAUGUGCUGUGACUCAUUGGUCCGAGUGGUCACCAUGUACGGUGACCUGUGGAAAAGGAUUAAAAGUCCGAACGAGAUUGUAUUUGAGUCCAGCUGCUCUAAGCAUGUGCAAUGUGGAACUCAUGCAGAAAGCACCCUGUACAGCGGACAAGCCGGAUUGCACAGUCAAUCUGAUUGAAGCUAAAAAGAACUGCAUGCAGCCGAAAGAAGUAGGCCCCUGCAGAGGCUAUUUUCCCCGUUGGUACUACGACGUCAGUCGCACCAUGUGCCUUCAGUUUAUCUAUGGGGGCUGCAGGGGUAACAGCAACAACUUCGACCGCUAUGCCGACUGCCACAGGAUGUGUGAAACCAUGCUGAGAGACUAUGUACGAGCUUCGCUGCCUCCUUCUGCGAUUGCCUACGCCUAUGCCAUGAAGGAUGCCAAAGUUCAUCUGGAGAAAGGACUCGUCUGUGCUCCCUUAAGUGCUCUCACACCUCUGUCGACCUCCCCCGCCAUGCCUCUGGACAACAAGGAUCAACCCCCAGUCAUCGACUGUGUGGUUACUCCCUGGUCAGAGUGGUCCUCCUGUUCGCUGACGUGUGGAAACGGGCGCAAGGAACGCAGACGUAUGAUCAAGUUGAAUCCUGAGAACGGUGGAAAAGCUUGUCCUGCCAAACUGGUGCAGAGGAGGAAAUGCAAGGAUAAUCCACCAUGCCCCGAUAGAAUGAGGGAUAAAGAAGCCGUUGACUGCCAAUUGAAUCCGUGGUCCGAUUGGACACCUUGCUCCAAAACUUGUGGCCAAGGAGUUGUACAGCAACGAACAAAGACUGUCAAGGUGCCACCCAAGAAUAACGGUGCAGCCUGUGGACCCAAAAUAGAGAGGAAGUACUGCACUCUGCCACCUUGCCCACUGUACUAAAUUUAUUUGGCUUUUCUAGUUCGUGGAAACUAGAAAAGAAGGCUGGUGUAUUGGAGCGGAAGCAGAGGCAUCUACAUAUCACUGAAUUGUCAACAUCAUCAUGGAUAAGACUCCUGUACAUAAAAGUCUCAUGUAACUGUGUGCGUAGAUUUGUCUGAGAAAAACAAGAAUUGGUCUUUCAGCUACUUACAAACCAAGAACUAAAAUAAAUCUUUACAAAGUGAGCAGGAGAAAUGGCGAACUUACUUUUUUCAAUUCAUCGCUUGAAAAUAUUUUGGAGCAACCAAAGCUGCUUAUUAUGUCCUAGAUAUAUUGUGUCGCUCUAGAGCUCCAUUCAAAUAUUGUGUAAAAUUAAAUAGCUAUUUGUCAUUAUUUCUGCAUUUGUGACUCAAUAGAGAUAUUUGUAAAAUUCGCAUUUUGAUAAUUGGUGCAUGUUUCUUUUGAUGAAACAAACUGAAUUAAUCAGUUUACUGACGGAACUGUCUCAGACAUAAAAGAAUUACUUUCUAAUCUGUUGCCAUGGGAACUGGGUUUUCAUCCAUUUUCAGUAGGUAAUGGUAGGAAUCUGGCACUACAUAAAAACGUUGACAUCAAAUUAAUACUUUUAACAUUGCUUCUCCUACGUGAAAUGAAACGAUUCUGUUUCUAUGACAACUGCCAGAACAGGAGAGUUUAUGUCUGGGAAAGUUCCCACGACAAACGAUCUGUGUUGAUUCGUAGUUCCAUACGAUAAUAGAAAGAUUUAAAAAAAGGGAACUUUUGAAAUUUCUUAUUGUAGAUAUUUUAGCAUUGCAGAAGUUGCUAAAACCACUUCUACGACAUGUCUUCCUUGUAAAUUUUAAAGAUUGAUCUUUAAUUAUUUUUUGAAUAUAUAUGGCGUUUGAAUCUGGUAAUAUCAUUUUAAAUAUCACGCGUUUUUUACUGUUUUUCUUGAACAUUGCGUCAAGAUGAAAGAAUCAUGGAUACAAUUUCGUACUUUAGAUAGGAAUGAAAUUAAUAUAGUAAAUACGGAGUUGUAUAUCCUUUUUUUUUUUUUCAUUCGCGAUUGAUUUAUUGUAAAAAAGAAUCAGAUCAGUUAGAUAUGAAUUAAUAAAAAGUAAAUGCAUUUAGCCUUUAUAAAAAAAAUACAAAUACGCUAUAUUCAUAAGGGAAAAAAUAUUCAAAAGUAAUUUAUUUGUUUCUAUAAUAAUAGAAAUACUUAUAACAGCGUUUUCGAUUUAUAUUGGUUUAUUUCAUUGAAUAAAUUAAUAAUCAAAAUAUUCUAUUAUGAUUACUUUUGAUAUUGUUUUACAUUUUAAAUAACAAUAAUAAGAGUAUUUAUAAUCUUUACAACUCUUUUGAAAUUUGAAACUAAUUAGCCGAUUUUCUUUUUUUUUUUUUUUUUGAAAAUAUUUUUAUGUGUUAAAUUUUAAAUCCUUGUGCAGGAAGUUAAAGCGUGAAAUAAAUCUUCAUAUGAUCUCUUUAGUUUUAUCGAAGCGUUUCUUUAUGGAAUUCUAACGUCAUUUUGCAUUGAAGAACUGUGCAUACGUAUUUAAUCAGUUUUGUUAUAGCUAUAGGGCUGAAAGAAUGUGUAACAUUGAUGUUGUUGCUGUUUUCCAGUUAAAGCUCGUUCAUAUAUAUAUUACAAAUUUUAGAGUCUAGUUAAAUAUAUAAUGAUUUUAUAAGAGAAAUUUAAAAUUCAGUGGCUUCUUGUAAGAUGUUUUUUUACCCGCAACAUCUUUGGUGUAUUCUACAUUUUUAAUCCAGAUUGCUUUUAUAUAACUGUACUAUUCAUUUGCUUUCUUGAAGUAAGAUGAUUUUGUUUUCUUCUGAACUUUUAUGACUUUUCAGUGUUUUAUUCUUUCUCUCAUGGUUGCAUUUUAUUGAAUUCUACUGUAUAUGUAUUUUGUAAGAGAUGUGAGAUUUAGUUUCUAUUUCUGUGUAAUUAUGUUGCAUAUCGCUGAGUAACUGCAACCUGGCCACCACUGAAGAUCAUCUACGAAGUAAAAUGGCGGAUGACUGGCGAUAAGAAUGAUGACGAUGCAUCUUAUUGGUCACCGUCUUCGCUCGUAGAUGUUUUCUGACAUGUCUUCCUUAGUUACUGUCAUCAAAAAUAUUUAUCAUUUGUAUUGUAGCUAAAUAAAGUUUGAUCUUAGAUUUUUCAAA